AUGGCGGACGAAAACACCCUCCUCGUCCAACUCGCUCAGCAGCUUGGAGCAGUCCAAGCUGAAGCGGAACAUUUAGCACAUGAGCGUGAUGAUUUGAAAACAGCAUUAGACGGCUUGAACGAGAAACUGUCGGCAGUCAUAGAGGAGCGCAAUAUCCUCGCCCAACGCAAUGCAGCUAAAGAGGCCAAGAUCGAGUGCCUUGAGAAAGAGCUCCACUCCGCUCGCAAUGACCUUAACCUUCUGCGGCUGAGCGGCCUCACCGCACCUUGCUCCGAAUGGCCCUCGCAACGUGGUCCGACACUUUCCCAAACCGCUCUGUACAACAAGAAGUCCUUCGAGGUCACUAAGACGUUCGACCUCACCGUAUGCGCGGACAACAACGGUUCACUGCAAGAGACAUGCAAGCCCGCUCGCCAUAACGAGGUUCAGGCCUUGACCGCACCGCGCUCCACCGACCGGGCCCUGUCUUCAAAGAACUGGAGAGCUCCUCUUCCUGCUCUAGAUGAAGCUGCUGUCGACUAUGCUUCUGAACCUGCUGCCCCGCCUACCUCAACCCCCGUUCCUGUUCACGUCGUCGCCGCUAAUACCCCGCAACAUGGUACCGACGUAGAGAAGGCUGUCAAGAAGAUGGAAACAUGGUUAGAGAAGACUGAGAAGUGGGCAAGCAGAUACGGCUGCACUGUCCACGCUUCCAUCAAGGCCAAAGAGGCCAGCGUGAAGCGGCUUGUUGACGCCUCGAGGGAUCUGUUACACACGCACAACCUCGAAGAGGUCUUUCUCGACAUGCGCCAGCGCAAGUGGUUGGUCGCCUCACUUCUGAACCGUCAUCUUCUCUUACCGCUGUUUGAUGAAGGCUUUCUGGACUGCUUCAGCAGUGACGCCAGCAGUCGCCUUGUUGAGAUCCGACGCCUAAAAGAAGAAGCUACGCCCAAGGACCCGCAGAAACUCGAAGAGCUAGUAACAGAAGAGACGGAAAUGUGGCGGGCUGUCUACAAAACGACGGGUUUUAAGCAGUGGAGGAACACGCAGGUGGUAGUGAUGGCCAAGGAACUGGGAGACCUGCUCAUGCCCAUCAUUUCUCCGGGCAAGGAUCGACAGGACAGCCUGGGAGGGCUCCAGGAACUUGCUCUGGACGCUUUCCGCAUCGCGUUCAUGAUGCGAUGUAUGCCUCGCUCGUGGUUCUUGAAGUUCGACAACCACUACGACCAUUUCCGGCACCAGACGAUGAAGAUAAGAUACCCAGAGAGCGUCAAAGAAUCCGAGUACAAGUACUGCAAGGUUGUGUUUGGAAUCACGCCUCACCUUGUCUCGAGGAUGUACGUUGAUGGUGGAAUGGUGAUGAAAGAGUUUCUGAAGUCUGGAGUCAUGGUCCAGGUGGUUAACGCAUAUUGA
Aplosporella prunicola CBS 121167 is the source of this 1392-nucleotide messenger RNA. RefSeq lists its product as uncharacterized. Lineage: Eukaryota; Fungi; Ascomycota; Dothideomycetes; Botryosphaeriales; Aplosporellaceae. The coding region runs from base 1 to 1392 and encodes 463 amino acids. The record is from RefSeq and is a predicted model, not a curated record. The transcript has a single exon.